AUGCUGCACCUGAACAGCUCAUGCAUAUCGAACAUUGAGCACAUCGAGCGAGCACUGAAGAGGAAGGACUACGAGGGAAUAAGGACAAGUGCAGAGAUCAGAAGCGUGUUCGAAAAUCUGGGGGAAGCAUUUAAAACGUUUAGUGACUCUCUGAAACGAAUUCACUCUGAUGGAAAUGCCAUCAUUGCAAAUAUAAAGAAGAGACACACGGAUGAGGGCCAUUCCGAUCGGGUCUACUUCGCCGACUGCUUUGUCAACGUCGUUACCCUUGUGCAGAAUCUGUACGAACAGAAUCUUUCCAUCAGCAAGAAGAUAAGGAAUAACAUACUCCUCGAAUUGGAAAAGGAAGAAGCCGAGAGGGCCCAAGAAAUCAGUUCUAUUUAUGAAGAGGCGGACACCGGAUCAACUACUGCACUGAAUGGAAAUGGAGGUAGAGAAGCUCAGGAGGACGGACUCUCUACUGGAGAGAGAUGGGAAUACCAAACGGGGAGUGCCAGCCCACAUGACCUAGACAGCCAUGACAAGGGGAUCAUCAUCCAUGUGGACAAAGCAGAAAGAUCACAUAAGGAGGACUACAACCAUAACGACGAAGUCCUUGUAGACGGAAUUCCACUCAGAGAAAUAGAAAUAGAUUUAAAGAGGUGCCUAGAAAAUGAGCACUUCGCAAAAGAAUACCUUAACAGCGCAAAGUAUAAAAAGCACUUUUCAGAGCUAGACAAACUUAAUAUCAAGCUAGACAAAGAAAUUGAUGCCCUUAAGGUAAUCCUCGACAAAUUUGGGAAAAAUGCCAACAAACUGCUAAUCAAUAAAUCUAAGGAAAGAAUAAAUGCCAUUCAAAUUAGGAAGAAAAACAUUUUGGAAAUUCUGUAUGAUAAUAUAAAGGAGCUCCGACAUAAUAAGCGCACAAUGCGGUGCAGCAUUAAGGACUUGGAGCAGUAUGUGCAGGAUAACCACUGCAGGAGGAGGAAGUGGCAGGACAAAGAGGGAGGAGGAAGGGGAAGGGGGAACCAAAAUGGGGAUGCCACAAAAGAGGAAGCUUCCCCGCACAACCUCGCGGAUCAAAAAGGAAAUAAAAAAACACUGCAUAGACUCAACCUUGAAAAAUUCGAAAUAAGAGAAAAACACAGAAUCGAAAAAAUAUACACCAGCGUAAGGGGUUUCAUAAAAAUCCUCGCAGUGGAGCAUAUCCACAUGAACACCGUACUCCACAAAGGGGCAUGCGAAAUCAGUUCGUAUGACUCCCUCAUAGACUAUCAAAUGUGGCUAAGCCUUGUCCUAAGAAAGGACGUGAACAUAGCAGACCUGCAACAGAAGAUCCCCAAAAAUGAUGUACUAACUGAGGAGGAACAAUUUAGGCUAAUGCCACAUCGGGGUGAUUCCCCUACUGCUGGUGCUGUGCACCACACAUCUGAGAAGAAGAGAAAAACGAAGGAGCAGAAUUUUCAGAGCGGGGAAUUGAUUUGCAGUGAAAGCAGCUCACCUGGGGCUAAAGCCGAAAGGAAGAAGCAGAAAGACUUAGACUUGAAACAGGGAGGUGAAGCGAAAAAGGAGCAGGCCCUGCGUCAGCCACGCGGAGGCGACCGAGCUGCUUCUCCAAGGGAUGGUCAAUUCCCCGAACAGUUCUACAUUCCAAUGAUAAUAGAAAGAAGGAGUACCUACAGAUCAGAGGAGGAUAGCAGGCCGAGUGGGGAGGAAGCGAGGGGGAAGGAAGAAAAAGGCAACCAAGCAAAUGGAAAGCCAGCGAGGGGGAAUAGAAAGACGCGACAAGCACUAGUGAACCCAUUCGUAGGUGAAAAAAACGAGGCAGCAUGUCUAAGCGGUAAGCCCCCCCCAAGGGAGGAAAAAGACAUCUUCUCCUUCCUAAUAAACAGACAAAAGGAGUGCGAAAAAUAUAUGUUACAAUUCAACAGAGUAGACAUUUUAUCUACCAUGCUGAGUGGGAGGACUAAGGAUAAACGAAGGUGGUAUGACCAGAAUUUCUUUCAAGGUUAUUUCUUCGAAGAGGGACAUCCCUUUUACCCAUUUAGAAUACCACCCAAUAUUAACCAUUUUUCUACUUUCGAAAAAUGGGGCUUAUCUGCCUCUUCAGCAAGGGUUCCCCUGUUUGAGGAGGAGCACGAGGAAGAAGAAGGAGAAGGAAUGACCGAAUAUGAAUACAAGUUGCUAGCAUACGAAUCGCUCCUCCUAGUGUAUUACUCCCUGUCGACCCAACUGAAUGGCUACUUCCUCUUCGACAUGUCUAAAAGGGACAAGUUGAACAAGGAAGUCUAUAAUCAAUUCUGCCAAAGGUGUUACCCCAUGUUGGAGACGAUCCAAGGAGGGAAAAAACAAACCCGUACCAAUGCGGAAGAGGCGAAGGAGGAGGAAGAAAAAGAACGGUACAAAUCUACACCACCUCCUGGUAGUGACAGACGAUACACACUGAACGACCAUCUCAAAUACGUAGAUGACAUUUACCAUGUGAAGCUCCAGAAUCUAUUGUUAGUAAAAAGAAUCAUAAGCAUUUUUAGAAUAAAGCUGAACCUAAAUUCUAGAGCUAACGAUUUGGUCACCUUGCUUACUAUCCCUUCACACGACACAAAUUGGGGCCAUACCUACACCUUCCACGUAUUAGAUGUCCGCUUCAGAAUAAUUCGAAUAAUGGAUAGUCUCAACUUCAACCAUGUAUUUCACGCGAACACAGGAAAACAGAGAAAAAAAACGGACUCGACAAGGGAGCCACACUACAGCGAGGAAAGUACCAUCUACACAUCAUGGCUCAGAAGACAGCUGCAACUUCUCCACAUCUCCGUAUAUUUGAAGUUUUCCAAAUUCGUUAAGUUCGUCCCCUUUUUUGAAUCCCACUCCGAUGGGCACUUCAAAGACGUGAUAGAUCAAUUUGAAAAUGAGGGGGAAUAUUUUAGCUACCUGAGUAGGGGGUCAGGGGACAAGCCCUUCGUCUCCUACCUGCGGAAUGUGCAAAGGAGGAUAGAGAAGCUGCACUGGUUUGUUUUACACCAUGGGGGGACAACCAAAGGGGUGACCCCAGCGCAACGGAAGCAAAAGAAACCACAGCAGGGAAAAACAGAUGAGAACAAAACAGAUGAGAACAAAACAGAUGAGAACAAAACAGAUGAGAACAAAACAGAUCAGAACAAAACGGAUGGGCACAAAUCUCAUGACGAAAGAAAUGAUAAGCCCAACUUCACCAACUUCACCACUUUCAAGUCGCUACGAAGGGACGAGCAAAUCAUCUUUCUCUGCAAUCUGCUUCUAAAAAAUUUGAUAAAAUCCUUUCGGUUAAUUUAUCUCCUCAAGUCACUUGUCAGGGAGGACAAAUGGAACGCAGGGGUCUGCGAUGAGAAAAAGAAACUCGCCAACUUAGUUAAGUACUUCACAAAGAUAGAGUAUUACGAUUACGAGGUGAGGAAGAUUGUCCUAUACAAUUGGGAGGGGGGCCACGAUCAUCCGUACCAGGAUCAAUUACAGAGUAAGCACCCCAGGAGUGAAUCCGAAGGAGAGCACAAGGGGGAGUGCUCUCCCACGUGGGAUGGACAAAAUAUAGACCACGACGAGUUAUAUAAGGACAUUUUCAUGAAGGAGUUUUCCAAGUUGGUGAAAACGGGGUCGACUCGUGGCAUCCAUAGCAGUCGCGCUGUUCAGGGGAAGACGCCACCGAACGAAACAGGACUAACCCGGAGAGAAAAAACAAUAAGAAGCAAAAUAUUUUACAAACUAAACAUCGAAACGAUUCUCUGUUCCAGCUGGUUCAUUGACAGAUCCCUGCUGCACUUCUUCCUGUAUUACUACAUUUCCUGCGUGAUUGGCACCGGAGAACAGACCAACAUGUAUGCAGACAUGCCUUACCUCAUGCAGGGAAUCAUGCUGGUCGUUUAUUAUCUCCAGGCCGGCAACGAUUUAGCACUGAAGGGGAAGACACAAGGGUUCAACGACGGAGUAGAACCCACGCCCAUUCCGAUAUCGACCUUUAUCCUCUACCUGGGCAUUCAUCUGUUUUAUUCCUUUUUCGACAAAAAUUUCUUGACGGUAUGUCCAAAUGAAGACGAUGGAAGAGUGAAACUUUUUUUGAGGACCAAGCUGGAAACCCAUAACGAUGAGAAAGAAUCCAAGUCGAAUCAGAUGGAAAACUACUUCCCUGGAAUUACCCCUGCACCAAGGAAGAGCCAAAUUAUUACCGUGCAGAAUGCUAGCCAGUUUUACUUUGUUGUGAAGAAUUUCGAAUCCGUCUUGUCCUACAGAACGGUUAACGAAAUGGACAUGGGGAAUGGACAAAAGGGGACACUAGGUGCAGGAAAAUCAGGUAUACACACAGGUGCAGAGAAAUCAGAUGGGGAAAACUCAGAUGCAGAUCUACUCGCAGCCAUGGCGGAGCUGUACGCCGACGAUUCGUCCGGCCAGGACGCCAAAGAAGAGCCAAAUCAAAUGACCAAAUCUUCCAAAAAAAAGUAUCUCUUCUGUGCAACUGUUCCGAAGGACCAUGACAAAUUAGAAAAUCCCAAUUCAGAAGACAACCUGUUGCAGAAAAAAAAGCUGGAAAAGAAGCACCAAAAUGAAUUGAUUUACCUGAAGCGCUACAGCAAUAUUCUGCUCCAUUUCAACUAUAACCAUCUGGAAAAUCUGAUCAGUCCGUACGUUCCCAACGUCCUCUCUCUAUAUGGGAAGGACGAAUUAUACUCCAAGGAUCAUUUUUUUUUUGAUUGGUACAUGAAGAAUGAUGAUAGCAUGGAGGUGCACUUGGGGGGGCGGGAGGAAAAAAGUAGGCAGGUCCGUUUUGGCUCACCCCUAGAGGGGGAGGAAAGCAAAAGAGAAGACUCGAUUCAGAUAGAAUGUCCAGGUGGUCACAGAAGUGCCCGGAACCCGAGGGGUUCCAACACCACAAGCCCCCCGUAUGACAAACAAAACGGCCUGAUGAGAACAAACGAAGAGGUUGAAAAGAGCCAGAAGUGGGACGCUCCUACCAGUAGUACUACCCUCCUUAUCAGGUAUAGAACCAACCAAAAGGGAUACGCUAAUUUUUCCCUCGUGAACCUCUCUAGAAUUGAAAAAGUGAUGACAGACAUCCUUCUGAUGAGAAUGAUUAGUUGCGACUUUAGGGACCACUUCAUCCUCCUCCUUUGCAAUUACCGGAGAUUUAUCGACAUGUAUUCUCUUCCAUAUGUUUUAGACGUAUUUGUGAUGCUGCACAGAUUCUUCACUAUCAAUGAUAACAGUUCGGAGGAAAAAUCAAAUCGGAUAAAAUAUUAUCUUCACGGGUUAGGUACUAGCCCUAUGCACCAUAGGCGCCUGAGAGGAAGACAAGAGCGCAAUAGAACUCUCUUUGAGCGUUGUUGCAACGUUGUUGUUCACGAUUUGGACGAUAAAGAAUGGCAUUCUAGGAACAGAAGUGAUGGUACCUCUCACAGUUUUACCUCCGAGGAGGUCAUAAAGGGGAAGAGACGAGAAAGAAGUUCUCUCACACAUGGCGAAAUAAGCUCCGCGCACGAACUAUCCAGCUUCUUCAAAUUUUUUAUCUUCAACACAGUGAAGAAUAUUUUCUUCAAUAUUGUGUGUAUCGUCAGGGAGGAUAUAGAAGCGAGUGAGAUGCUAAAAAAAGGGCAAGACGAUCCCUCGGAAAGUGGAGAAGCGGUGCUUGAGUCAACUGGGGAGGCAGCAGAUGGUCUGUUUCUUCGCACGCAGAGGGAUUCCUCAGAAGAAGACGCGAGUGAAAGCGGUAGAGGUGGUAGAAGCAGCAGCGGAAGCGAUGAUGAUCCCGGCAGUGAUGCUUCUCUCCUGAAUUGUACCACUGCCCCCCCCGUCAUCCAAAACCCCCUGACGAACCAGUACGUAGACAUCAUAAACAAAUACAUCAACGAAGUCGUCGCGGAAAUUUUAUUCUUUUCCAACAUAUGGAAAGAGUACCUCUCGCCGAAGGAGCACCCGCUCAUGGUCCUGUUUGCAGCCAACAGGACACUUUACUACGAGGUUUCCAAGUUCAUAGGAAUAAAUAAGGACAACAACGAGGUUUUAUUUAGUCAGGCUCUAUCCAUCGUCGUCUCCUUGUACAAUUUUAAUUUGCUAAUUAAGGAAAUUGUUCUACAGAGCGACACGUACGAGAGGUACCAGUGCCUGGUGAAUGAGAAGCCGCUCGAUGAUCGCGUCGCCAUUGGGGGGAGUCUCUCCAUGGAGAACAGCCCAGAUGGGGGCUUCUCCCCCGUCGCAGAAGACGCGCACCGCACCAGCUCCCCGCGCAGGAAGAUGCAGAGCAAAAUUGCCAAGUACUACGAGACGAGGAACUCGCUAAAGGGAAGCGGCGAGGAGGAGCAGAAGAGGACGGGGCAGAAAAAGCAAAAUCAGGAACAGCAAACCCGGCAAAACCAUACGGAUGACACACACGAUCGGUUCAUAAACCUCUCCCUUAUCAUCUCCAACGCAAACGACCCAUGCAUGGUGAAGCUCAUGUUCAAGCUGGAGAAAAUAUUCAUUCAAAUUAUGGACCACAAGUUAGAGCAUAACAAAAAUCUGCUAUCCGUAUGUUUAGAAAAGGAAAAAUUAAUUCCACUGAAUAGCCCAGAAGUUAUGUAUAACUCUACCUCUGUGGACAUCUUCUCCAUCAUAUGGAGCAUUUUGGAUGUCCUCUUUGAGUACAAAUGCCCAGUGGAAUGGAUUAUCACUCCAUUUGUCCAGUUUUUACAUACCUUUAUAAAUGACUACUGUGAAAAUUACAAGAAGAAAUAUACCUCCUUUAUCAUAUCGGUGAUGAAUCAAUAUGCAGAUAAGUAUUUCCAAGAUCUGCUGAACCUGACGGAGCAGCAGAAGAUCCAGUGGGACAAAUUCUCUAGGAGUAAUAUAAGGAGAAACAGAAAAGAAGGAAAUAAGGAAGACGACGAAGUAGGGGGAAGUAUUUUUAAGCACAACGAGUUAGACAUGCUUGACCAUGCAGAGGAAGAAGAACAAGACGAUCUCGUCCUCUAUAAUGAAAACAUCCAAAACGAAUUCAACGAUAUGAAUGAGGUAACAGAACGGAUUAAACAUAGGAAAAGGAAAAAAAACGUCCUUUAUAAACUCUUUGACUAUGAUGAAUUAGACGUUAAUGCGAUAAAAAACAAAGUAGGAGAAUUGCUGGAAGAUAUUAAUGAUCUAUCCGUGAAGGUCUCCCCUUUUCAGAGCAACAGUCCAUCCAAGGCGACGAGGGAGGUUAGCGAGCGGGAAGAAGGGCCAACCGGGACGACCCACUUGAAUCCUCCCAAUGAGGAAACGAAUGGUGUACCCCCCUCGGAGGAGAAAAAACCAGGCGCCUAUAUGAGCGAUGAUCUAGUAAACAUUCUAGACGAAAUUAACCACCUCUUUGACAACUCUGACAUGUCCACCUCGAUGGUCAUCACAUGGAAUCUAUUCUUUUUCCAAGAGCAAGUGGCCCUCAUUCGAAACAAAUUUGAAAAAUAUAUUCUAGACUAUAUAUCCGCCAGGACACAAAACGUCGACAAACUGAGCCGCAUAUUCGGCAAACACGUAACCUUCAACAUAACUCUUCCCAUGCUACAAAAAAACAUGUACACAAAAACGAUCUUAGAUAUCCUAAACACGUCGAUAAGUAACAUAAGAGAUACAUUAAAAAAUACACUUUACUUCAUCUUCAAAGUUUUAUCCAUCCGAAUUGUAUGUUAUGAAUUUCAGCAAGAACUUUUUUUCAAUAUGUAUGAGGAGCCAUUUGACAGAAACAACAUACAGGCCAUCGUUAGGAUGUUCCCAAACACAGUGGAAAAAUUUAUCCUUCAAAUACCUGAAUCUUUUCGCAAGAACAUUCUCACUGUCUUCAUCGAGCUGUUCAUCAAAAUGUGGAUACUUGUCGUCGUAGAGAAGGGAUUUUCAAACUACAUUUUUAACGACAACGACAUACAUUUGAUGAAGCGGGACAACCAGUGCAUCCGGAAGUACAUGCAGCAGAGGGGCAUACAGCUAAGCCAUUUGUUUCUCACCAAAAAAUAUGACGUCACUGAAUAUAUCGACACCUUUUUCGAUUCGCUUUAUGGGGACCGCCACUUGUUUGCGAAAAUUCUCUCGGAGCAGAAGGAGCGCAGGUCCAAGAAUAUCAUGUCUUCGGCCUACAAUAAGGGGAUGUAA
Plasmodium inui San Antonio 1 is the source of this 8100-nucleotide messenger RNA. RefSeq lists its product as hypothetical. The transcript has a single exon. The coding region runs from base 1 to 8100 and encodes 2699 amino acids. The record is from RefSeq and is a predicted model, not a curated record. NCBI's taxonomy places the organism in Eukaryota, Apicomplexa, Aconoidasida, Haemosporida, Plasmodiidae.